Messenger RNA from Lacerta agilis (Sand lizard), 3902 nucleotides. It is a transcript of the gene COLQ, whose product is annotated as collagen like tail subunit of asymmetric acetylcholinesterase. Bases 91 to 1608 code for a protein of 505 amino acids. Gene Ontology annotation, molecular function: heparin binding. The transcript is spliced from 16 exons. Lineage: Eukaryota; Metazoa; Chordata; Lepidosauria; Squamata; Lacertidae. The record is from RefSeq and is a predicted model, not a curated record.
UUAUCAAUCAGAUACGUGGUUCCCAGCUCAGCUUGAAAUCAACCUCCUCCUCUUCAUUAGUCCUCUAUGUUUUAAUAGCUGGUAUUUGUGAUGGGGGCAUCUGAUCCAGUGCUUGAGUUAAAUAUAGCCCUGUCUAGUGUAAGGAGAAGAUUUAAUGGGAAAUGGUUGGCAUUCUUUCUUACUAAAGCUCACAGAGGCAGAGAGGCAGAGACAGAGAGACAUAAACAUACCCAACCAGUGAGAGAGCGAAAGGAGGAAAGCAAGCAAGCAAACAGGCAGGGAGGCAGGCAAGAGAAGACAGUGGACAAGAUAUCAGCACCCUGCACAUUGGAAUUAUACAGCUUGGAGCCAACAUGGUCAUCCUCAGCCGUAUUGCUUUGGGAUUUUACCUUCAGCUCCUUUUCUGCUUUGCUGUAUCUCAGUCCUCCUUUGUGGACAGUGUCUUCUCAAUUUCAGCAGAUGUUGUCUCUGAACCUGAAAAACCUAUGUCAAGAGCUUCAGAUAAUACAGUCUCCAUGUGUAGAAUCUCUGUGCCCUCCAGGACCUCCUGGGCCACAGGGCCCACAAGGCGUUCCAGGCGUGAAGGGACCAAAGGGGGAAAAAGGUGAGAUUGGCAGACCAGGAAGGAAGGGCAGACCAGGUCCCCCAGGUGUCCCUGGACUUCCAGGACCUAUUGGAUGGCCUGGCCCAAUAGGACCAAGGGGUGAAAAGGGAGAUUUGGGUUUGAUGGGAUUGCCAGGUACAAGAGGACCAACGGGCUUUAAGGGUUACCCUGGAAGCAGAGGAGAAAAGGGAACUCAGGGAGAGAAGGGCGACAAAGGCAGCAAAGGAGACAAGGGACACAUAGGUUUCCCUGGAAUGCUGGGGCAGAAGGGAGAAAUGGGCCCAAAGGGGGAAUCUGGUUCAUCCGGACACAGAGGUCCAACUGGAAGACCAGGGAAAAGAGGCAAACAAGGACAAAGGGGAGACAUAGGACCUCCUGGUGCCUCAGGCCCACCUGGAAGACCUGGCCCCCCUGGUCAGCCUGGUCCACCAGGCCCUUUGGCAACAGGGCAACUAACAAAGGGGACAAAAGGAGAGAGAGGACUUCCUGGACCUCCAGGAAAAUGUCUCUGCAACCCUCAGCAAAAUGGGAAUAUCCCACCCUAUGACGAGCCACUGUUUGGACAGCCUUAUUCAAAGGUUCCUGCAAUUUUUGUAGUGAAUAAUCAGGAAGAACUGGACAGAUUAAACACAGAAAAUGCCCUAGCAUUUCGUAGAGAUCAGAGAUCUUUGUAUUUCAAAGAUGCUUUUGGAUGGCUUCCAAUUCAGCAGCUCACGCCUUUUUAUCCUGUGGACUACCCGCUGGAAGAUGGCAGCACCUGUGGAGAUGGGGUCCUCCAAGAUGGUGAAGAAUGCGAUGAUGGCAAUAACAUAGUGACUGAUGAUUGUAUAAAAUGUCGCCAUGCUUAUUGUGGAGACGGCUACCGACACGAAGGUGUAGAAGAGUGCGAUGGGAAAGAUUUUGGAUACUUAACUUGCAAAACGUAUCUCCCUGGGUCUUAUGGAAAAUUACGAUGCUCUUCGUUUUGCAAUAUUGACUCUACAGAGUGUCGAUACUUUACAUGAAAAGUGAGCCCUGUGAUAUGUGAGUAUCCCACAUACGACAUCCAUACAUAAGGUGCUAUGUUACCAUCAACCCAAGACUGAGCAAUAGACAAGCAACCCAUCUCUAUGAUGAAAAAACCCCACCAAUGUCCUGCUGCUCGUGGUGACUGGAGAUGUGUUUUUAAAUUGGCUCACACUGGAAGAAAAUAGGACCACUGAAUCCUGUCUUAGUAGAGAAAUGUCAUGCAACAUUCACAGUUAAGACUUACCUUUUCCAUGGCUGCUUACAGGAGUUCCCCUGUACAACAGGAAAACCAAAUAACCGGAAUACUGUAUUUUACUUCAAUACUGUUACUUCAUAAAAACACAAUUAUACCUCAACUUGGCACUCCUAGUCCUACAGAUAAGCUCUUCGGGUGUUUAUGUUUUUUUUAAAAAAAUAUUUUUUCCCAGUAUAAACACAAAGCAUAUUCUGGUUGCAGUGUUUAUAAGGACUAUUUAGGGUUUUUUCCCCAUUACCAUGUGAACUUCGUACAUGCUUUAGCUGCAUGAAUUAAUCAUGUAUUCAAGUUAGAAGUCCCGGGUUUGUAUAUAUUGACUUGGGGCAAUUAGGCUGCAAUCCUAUGAGCACUUAUGUGGGGGUAAGUCCCAUUGAACUCAUUGAGAUUUACUUCUGAAUAGAGAUGCAUAGGAUGGCACUAUUAGUUAAGUGGAAGAGAACCAGAUCAAGGAACUGAUUAUCUUUAUUUACAUUGCAAUUCUAUGUAUGCCAGCUUGGAAGUACUCCCAGGUUAAGUGGAUAUAGCCUUAGAAACAGAAAUUGUAUAACCAUGUGAGAGAUGUAAAUAGAUUGAAAUAUAUUGAGAGUGACUGAAAUGGAAGAAUUCACAAGGGAGUCAACACUUGUAUAUAAUCAUGGCAAACCGACUGGAGGGAUAAACUUUCAAAGCUCUGGAAAGGCACCAAUCUACAUUGGGAGAUUAAGGACGUAUUCACCAAUUCUUCAGCGUCAGAUUAUUACUUUGGGAUGAUUUACUCAUGUGGGACUAGCUCUCAAAAGCAAAGUCCUGCUGCCCCUUACGCCACGUUCCUGCCAAGUUCUUAAACUUACAAUAAUAUAUCCUGCGUCUAAUAUGCCUGAAAUUUGCAUUCUGAAUUAUGCAACAGAAUGGAGGUUUGCAUCUUGAAAAGCUUAGAAUUGCCUUAGAGACUAUUGUUGCAAAACUGCUACCAUAAACUUUCAUUUUAUUGGUAAUGCCAGGAAGUGUUACUUGCUUUCUAAUGUACCUGAUACUCAGUUCUACUGGUUUCUACCUAGAAAUUGCUUUGCAGUCUCAGCUUUGUACAACAGUUAGGAUUAUUGGCCAUGUUCAUACACCAUCAUGGUUUAGUGUGACCUGCACGAGCUGUAAUGAGCCCAGGUGAUUUUUGGGCUCACACAUUCGUUCCACUUUUCUGUCUGCAUGGUCUGAAGGAGGACUUCAGCGGUGUUUACUUUCCCUUAAUCUCAGGUUUCCAUUGCACGUGAACUGGGGAUUGUGGUUUGCACUAUGCUUAGUUUAAACAAGCCAGUUUUAUAACCCAUGGUUUGAGUUUGGGUGGUUUUUUAAACUGCCCUGAGUUAUUGAUAAGCCAUGAUCUCCAGUUCAUAUUCCAAGAACAAGCAGAGUUUAUGAAGAACUGAAAUUAAUCGCUGCUAAUCAGAGGUAGAGAGGGGAGGGAAAGCACACAUGCCCAAAGCUUGCUCAGGAUCCUUCUAGCUUCUGUUUUUCAUGCUAAACCAUGGUUUAAUGUGAACACAGCAACUUGUGUAUAUAUUCCUAUUUGUAUAGCCGAUAGGAGUUAUCCCAUAGUGUGUUAUUAUUCAGAUUACAUGUUGUAUAGAUUUUGUAUGUAUAUAUGCAUAUAUAUAUAUAUAUAUAUUCCAAGUGGAUUGGUCAGAGAUGGUUAUGUUAUCUUUGAAAGCAUUUGAGAUAAUUACUGAUUUCCUUUCUAACAGAUACUAAAGAGCAAAUUUCAUGUUGGAAGUAUACUGAGUUAGAUACACGUGGAAGUUACCUUAAAUUUAGAUAAACCUCUGAGUAAAUUCUUCAUACAGUGACGUGUGGAUUCAGGUUUAAGAGAAUUAAGAUAGGACAUUAUUUUCAUAUCUGUCAAUAUUCCUGUUUUCCUUUUCUUUAAUGGUCUAAAAUGUUUGUUUGAAGUGCAUGAACCCAUGUAUAACAACAGCUAUCGUUGUUAAUGUUCUGUUACUUCCAUAGGAGUUGAAUAAGAAAGAUAUUAUACAAUUAUAAUAAAAAUUAAAGUAAAACCAA